AUGGGCGCAACCUCAUUCCAUCGUUCCAUCCUCGAGGUCCGGCUGCCAAAGCACUUUGACAAGCCGAUGGACAUGAGGUACGACAGAACACAAGACCCACAGGAACAUCUUACGACCUUCGAGGCCAGAAUGAACCUGGAAGGAGUGGGUGACAAGGUAAAAUGCUGCGCCUUCCCGGUCACUCUGGCGGGACCUGCAAUACGGUGGUUCAAUAACCUCCCGCAGGGCUCGGUGGCUAGGUUCUCGGACAUUACCCGCGCUUUCCUAGCCCAAUUUACAACCAGAAUCACAAAGGCAAAGUACCCGAUCAAUUUACUCGGAGUGACUCAAAGGUCCGGCGAGCCAACCAGGAAAUAUCUAGACCGGUUCAACGACGAGUGCUUGGAGAUCGACGGGAUGACGGAUUCAUUUGCUAGCUUGUGCUUGACGAACGGACUUCUAAACGAGGACUUCAGAAAGCAUCUCACCACGAAGCCGGUGUGGACAAUGUAG
Molecule: messenger RNA, 492 nt
Organism: Arachis ipaensis
Lineage: Eukaryota; Viridiplantae; Streptophyta; Magnoliopsida; Fabales; Fabaceae
Source: RefSeq, a predicted model, not a curated record